AUGGGAGUGAACGAUAGUGAAAAUCGCAAAGAUUCGAUUACAUCAUCCACGUCCUCGUCACAUCUGGAUCUGGACUUGUUACAGCGGUUGUUUGUGAAAUUUGAACCGGACUUAAUAAUCGACUCAUAUGAGGAAGCACACGGAUCCGGACGUGGUGACAACUACACGGCUGCAUUAUUUCGCAUUGCACUGAAAGGCCAUACAGAACCUGCAGGUAGCUCGAAAAAGUUAAAAUGGGAAAAGAGCAUUAUCUGCAAACGUCUACCAGAUUGCAAGAUCAAGCGGGAAGCGUUCAAAAGCGAAGCACUAUUCCGCAAUGAGGUUGUCUUCUACAACACCAUCAUGCCCGAGUACAUCGAUUUUCAGCGACGUCAGUUGGACGCGGUGGUUGGUCCCGCGGUAGGAACGAAUGGCAAAGAACCGAAUAGCGCCGUGUUGGAUGGGAACGGCAUCUUCCAGGCAAUCCCACAAUGCUACUUAGCGCGGGACGAUUUGCUCGUGCUUGAGGACUUGCGAGUACGUUCUUUUACGAUGCCCGAUCGCCAAGCUGGAUUGGGACCGAAGCAGCUGGAAGCAGUGUUGGUAGAGUUGGCACAGUUCCACGCAGUCAGUCUCGCCUACAAACAGCGCCAUCCGACGGAAUUCCAAAAGCUUAUUAAUUCCUUGGAAGAGGGUAUUUUCUCGCAGGCUAAUGCGGAAUGGUAUCGCAAAUAUUAUGACGUUCUGACGCGCAAUGCAAUUCAGAUGGUACGACAAACUGUGCCGGAAAAAAAGGAACACCUGGCAAAGUUGGAAGGAUUUCUGAGCAACUGUUUCGGACAUCUAGUGGAUUUAGUAAACCGUCAGAGUGAGCUUUCGGUCAUUUGCCAUGGUGAUUGCUGGACAAAUAAUAUUCUUUUCCGAUAUGCUGAUGAUGGUGCAAUAGCAGAGACAUGCUUAGUGGACUUUCAGCUUAUUCGUCAUGGUUCGCUGGCCCUCGAUCUAGCUUAUUUAAUCUAUUGUUGCACAGACGGCUCCCUGCGCAAGAAGAAUCUGCAACACUGGCUUCAGACAUACCACCACCAGCUAGUACGAUCUCUUCGGCUACUCGUGGGUGAUUUAUUUGACAAUGUGUUUGGCUCGGAAAAGCGGCUGUGGGAACUGAUCAACGACGAGUUCAAGGUAUGUGCCCGCUUUGGACUUGGUACGGCGAUGGACAUGCUUCCAAUCAGCACUUGUUCCUCGGAGGAAGCACCUGAUCUUUAUACAAGCGAUACGGAUACCGCAGCAACGCCUCCUGAACUGAACGUUCCGCCAAAUGAACUAUGUCGACAGAAGAUGACCAUGCUGGUGCUGGAACUGAUUGAUGGAGGAAUGCUCUAA
Molecule: messenger RNA, 1362 nt
Organism: Anopheles marshallii
Lineage: Eukaryota; Metazoa; Arthropoda; Insecta; Diptera; Culicidae
Exons: 3
Coding region: 1-1362 (453 amino acids)
Source: RefSeq, a predicted model, not a curated record